Molecule: messenger RNA, 1110 nt
Organism: Clonostachys rhizophaga
Lineage: Eukaryota; Fungi; Ascomycota; Sordariomycetes; Hypocreales; Bionectriaceae
Source: the annotation of a GenBank genome assembly
AUGAAUAACAACGACUCCGGACGAAGCGCGAUGAUGAAAGCUGUUCUGCUCUAUCUCCUCAGGCCCAUGGCUGCUCUCGCGGCCACCACCACAAAUCUCACCACAACAGGUUGCGUCGAUGCCUCGGGCCUCCAAAAGUGCCUUGAUGACGUUGCCUUCACAGGGAAGACAUGUCUGGAUAAUGCGCGCAAGGCUGGCAGCCAGGCCGAGACGAUCGCGCGCGGGUGCGUGUACUACACCGACAACAUCAACUGCUACUCCGCCAGCUGCUGGAACCGCGUCUACGAAUGCGAGUACAAGAAAUAUGUUUAUGAGUAUCUGAAGAACUGCGAGACCGCCAAGCUUCCCCUUCCCUACUUUCCUGUGCCAGAUAAUGCACAGGAUGCGUGCUCCUGCAACCUUGGGAAGGUGUACCAGACGUUCCUCAACAGUCUCAAUGAGGGUACCUCAUGCAUCAAAGGAUCAUCAUCUUUCGGGGCAAGGGAUGCGCUUGAAUCAAUCAAUAAAAUCGUCGCUUGCGAAUGCUGCGCUAUAAGCGGAGCACUUUCCGGCAUAUACGAGACAUGUCCCGAUACCGACCCCGAUCUCGUUGGCCUAUCAUAUGUUUCUCAACUCGAAACUCUCUACAACCAGCCAUUCUCCGCUUGUGGCACCUACAUGUCCUCGUACGACUGUCAGAAGGAUCUCGGCUUCACUGCCGCCAGUAGUUACAUCUCGCCCGGUAGUGCCCUUACCACCGGCAAGGGGAGCCUCUUAGAUGGAUCUGGUAGCGUGACUAGCCCGGGAAGUGGUUCCGUUUUCUCAUACACCAACCUGGCUGACAGCGUGGUCUACACCAUCAGCACGGCGAGCGCGAGCGGGAAUCAUAAUAGCGGAGGAAGUAGAAGCUCGAGUGGCUCGGCCCAGGCCAGCGCGACUGGUUGCAAGAGCAGUGAUGAGAAGGGGGUAGCUGCGAUAGGCAUCAGUGGAGAGCAGGCAAAAGCGCCAUGCUGGUGGUUCUUACAUUUCUUGUGGCUAUUCUAUAGGAGAUUAAAGGGCUUCAUAUUAGUAUUCGGCAUCAGUCAUAUAUUUGCAAAGAGAAAUGUAUCAGGAGGUCCGUCUACCUUUUGA